Messenger RNA from Rhagoletis zephyria (snowberry fruit fly), 1179 nucleotides. RefSeq names its product nuclear hormone receptor FTZ-F1 beta-like. Gene Ontology annotation, molecular function: DNA binding; nuclear receptor activity. The record is from RefSeq and is a predicted model, not a curated record. NCBI's taxonomy places the organism in Eukaryota, Metazoa, Arthropoda, Insecta, Diptera, Tephritidae.
AUGAAACUUGAGGCGAUACGUGAAGAUCGCACGCGUGGUGGACGCUCCACGUACCAAUGCUCGUACACAUUGCCCAAUUCGAUGUUGAGUCCGCUAUUGAGUCCGGAACAGCAGGGUGUUGCGGCAGCGGUGGCAGCAGCUGCUGCGGCAGCAGCCAGCCAACAGCAGCAGCACCAGCAACAGGGACGACUUGGCGGUGGCGCGCAAAUGACGCAUUCAAUGUCUGCACAGCAGCAGCAGCAUCAUCACACGCUGAACGGACUGGCUGCGGGUUUGGGUGGUGGGGGGCACGCCACAAUCAAGUCGGAACAGUGUGAUGAAGGAGCUACCGCGCCGGCGCGUGCAACAAACAUUCCUAUGCUGCUGCAGGAAAUCAUGGAUGUUGAACAUCUGUGGCAGUAUAAUGAAGCCGAAUUGGCGCGUCUCAAUCAACCGAUCUCUACAUCGUCUUCCUCCUCUUCCAAUGCCUCUACCGCCUCGACGUCCACUGCGACUGGUGGUGGUGGUGGCGUUGCUGCUGCUGCUAUCAAUACACAAAUGACAAACCCUCUGCUGGCCAGUGCUGGUUUCGGUAACGGUGAAAAUGCCAAUCCCGAUCUUAUUGCACACCUGUGCAAUGUGGCCGAUCAUCGACUGUACAAGAUCGUCAAAUGGUGCAAAAGUUUGCCGCUCUUCAAGCAUAUUUCGAUCGAUGAUCAAAUUUGCUUGCUGAUCAAUUCAUGGUGUGAAUUGUUGCUCUUCUCGUGCUGUUAUCGUUCGAUCGAUACGCCGGGAGAGAUUAAGAUGUCACAAGGCAAGAAGAUUGACUUAGCGCAGGCAAAAUCAAGUGGCUUACAGGCCUGCAUUGAACGAAUGCUGAACCUGACAGAAAACUUGAGACGCCUACGCGUCGAUCGCUAUGAAUAUGUUGCCAUGAAAGUGAUUGUGCUGCUGCAGUCGGACACCAGCGAAUUGCAGGAGCCCGUCAAGGUGCGUGAAUGUCAAGAGAAGGCGUUGCAAGCCUUGCAGGCCUACACGCUUGCGCACUAUCCAGAUACGCCGUCCAAAUUUGGUGAACUACUGCUGCGCAUACCAGAUCUGCAAAAGACAUGCCAGCUCGGCAAGGAGAUGCUCACCAUAAAAUCACGUGAUGGCGGUGAUUUCAAUUUACUUAUGGAACUGCUACGUGGAGAACAUUGA